UCCAAUAUAUGCCUUACAGUUUGGCCUUAUUAGAAGUACAAAUAAUACUCCUAGCUGAUAUAUUAGUUCAUCAUAUAGAAAUCCAUAGCUAAAGAUAAUAUGGCAGGCUCGAGUCACUCGUGGCCUAAUAGCCAGGACGAUUAUGAGCUGUUGGAAGUGAUCGGUGUGGGCGCCACUGCUGUCGUCCAUGCGGCCUAUUGCGCACCGCGCGGCGAAAAGUGUGCCAUCAAACGUAUCAACUUGGAGAAGUGGAACACCUCCAUGGAUGAACUGCUCAAAGAAAUACAGGCUAUGUCCAGUUGCAAUCACGAGAAUGUCGUAACAUAUUACACGAGUUUCGUCGUAAAAGAUGAGUUAUGGCUUGUGCUUCGUCUCUUAGAGGGUGGUAGUUUAUUAGAUAUAAUUAAACACAAAAUGAGAAUUUCCAAUUGUAAACAUGGGGUGUUUGAUGAAGCGACUAUCGCAACUGUUCUUAAGGAAGUACUAAAAGGUCUCGAAUACUUUCACCAGAAUGGCCAGAUACACAGAGAUAUCAAAGCCGGUAACAUACUGCUUGGAGACGACGGAAUUGUACAAAUUGCGGAUUUCGGCGUGUCGGCCUGGCUCGCUACCGGCAGGGAUUUAUCCAGGCAAAAGGUGAGACAUACAUUUGUCGGUACUCCCUGCUGGAUGGCGCCAGAAGUCAUGGAACAGAAUCACGGAUAUGAUUUUAAGGCAGACAUCUGGUCAUUUGGAAUAACAGCUAUUGAAAUGGCUACUGGUACUGCUCCGUAUCACAACUAUCCACCAAUGAAAGUGUUGAUGCUUACACUGCAGAAUGACCCCCCAACUUUGGACACUGGCGCUGACGAAAAGGAUCAGUACAAAGCUUACGGUAAAACCUUCAGAAAAAUGAUUUCAGAAUGUCUUCAAAAGGACCCCACCAAGAGGCCUUCUGCACCAGAAUUACUGAAGCACUCAUUCUUCAAAAAAGCGAAAGACCGUAAAUAUUUAGUGCAAACCCUAGUGACAAUAGGACCAAGUAUGGAAACCAGAGUGCAUAAGGCGAGUAAACGACAACCUGGUACCUCUGGUCGCCUCCACCGCAUGGAAACUGGAGAGUGGGUAUGGGAGAGUGAAGAGGAUGAUGAAGAAGAGGACGGAGAGACGAGCCGCGACCGACCUAUGAAUCAGCUUUUGCGCGCGGACUCCUCCGAGAGCGAAAGCGAGGAAGGCGAACCCCGCGCAGGCUUCACCAUAGGCUCUCUCGAUGCAGAGGAAGCUCCACAGAUCAAUCUAGUGCUACGCAUGAGGAACUCUCGGAAAGAAUUGAAUGACAUUCGCUUUGAAUUCGCUGCGGGCAAAGAUUCUGCGGACGGAAUCGCAACAGAACUGGUAGGCGCGGGAUUGGUGGAGGCUCGGGACUCGGCUGCUAUCGCGCAGCAGCUGCAACGGCUGGUAGACUUGCACUUGUUCCCGCCGCCAGACGCGCCCGCACCGCGCUCACUCACCUUCCAGUUGGAGUCGGCAGACCCUGCAGAGCCACUUGACGAAAAGGGUCUCGUGGGCUAUGCGCAAAUAUCCAUUGUGGACUGAAUCGCGCUUGCACUCGCUUGCCUUCCCGGGCCCUCGCACGCCCUCGCCAACCCCGGCCCGCCCUCACCGACUCGACUUUACUCGGCCUGUCUAUGCUGGUCCUCACCACUGUCGCAGACCUUCACUUCGCGUUUGAUGGACAAUAAUAUUUCUUAGAGAUAGCCGCGUCGUAUACGCCGCCACUUUAGUACGUAGUGAAUAUCUAUUUUAAGCUCUAUAUUCUGUUAUAUGCUUAGAUACCUAUAUAUAUUAUGGGUGGAUAUGGAUUUUAGUUAUAUAGUUUUUAGCUCAAGAGGAUGUAUAAUUUUACAUGACGAUAGGCUGAAUCUGAAUUUGUAAUUAUUUUUCCUGAUUUUAUAUUAAUAUUGUGUUUAAGCAUCUGCUUCAUUGUAUUGGAAACACUGUAAUUUUAUUAUAAAUUUGAAUAUACUAUUUUGUGUCAAAUUAUCCACUUUAUGAAUGCCUCGCGUACAUCUGUUCUUAAUUAUUUAAAGCAUAAGUCAAUAUACAAAUUUCAACCCAAUCUGUCUUUAGAAAAAAUAACUUUCAUUCCGUAAAUAUUAAAUCUAAAUUUGAAUUAUCACCAUAACCUUUUCACGCGGAAGCUCGGCGUAGGCGACAUUCUUGAGUUUCAUACACAAUGCUGCGUAUAAUUAAUCAGCCAUAUCUGUACCUCGCAAUAACACAGCGGUGUCGUGUGAAUGAACUCGCCUUUUUUAAAGUAUAUAUCGUAUACGAUUGUAGAAUGUUUAUUAUUUACUAUGUAAUCAACUGCGUGCCAUAAUAAAAUGUCCUAUAAAAGUACUCGCAUGAUGGAGCAUAUCUCGUAAAUUUAUUACAGUGUUGAAUUUAAACAAGCAGAUGUAUGGAGCACUAUACUUUUUAUGUUGUUAAUUGUUUGUUGCUUAUUUUGGAAGGAUUUUUUAAAACAAUAAAUAAUAAUGUAAAAAUUAUUCCGGCAGGAUGUUUUAUUAAAAUCACUAUGAAUUUACUGUUACUUAAAUCUACAAAUGCAAUUACUGAUUGGUUUCAAUUUUCAAUGAGGUGGUUUUGGUAGUCGACAAGAUUAAUAUGUAACAAGUUAAAAAAAUAAGUACUUAGUAGGAAGAAUAUUAUAAAUUUCAAAUUCUUAAUCUCUUCCUUUAUCUACCUUACUCGACUACAAAGGAUUAAGAAUAUAAAACCCAUUU
Messenger RNA from Achroia grisella, 2765 nucleotides. It is a transcript of the gene fray, whose product is annotated as STE20/SPS1-related proline-alanine-rich protein kinase. The record is from RefSeq and is a predicted model, not a curated record. The transcript has a single exon. Gene Ontology annotation, molecular function: ATP binding; protein serine/threonine kinase activity. NCBI's taxonomy places the organism in Eukaryota, Metazoa, Arthropoda, Insecta, Lepidoptera, Pyralidae. The coding region runs from base 100 to 1575 and encodes 491 amino acids. Gene Ontology annotation, biological process: protein phosphorylation.